AUGGGUUGUUGUGAAGCUUGCUAUGGUUCAUUACGGGGAGGCAGACGACGAAGGCGGGUACUCGCCAUACGCCCCCCACUCCUCCUUCACGCUGCCCCCACCGACGCCGAGGACGCAUAUAAGUCAUUUCACGGGGCACUUGUUCUUGGAGAUAAUCAAUGGUUCAUCCCCCACUGCUAUGGGGAUGCAGAGCUCUUUAAGCACUUCCGUACUGGGUAUGUUGAGGCUGGAAAUGCUAUUCUAAAGGAGAAGGAAUGGGUCGGGAAGUUUGACUUGGAGAUGUCGGAGGAUAUCACCCUCUACCACGGUUGCCCCAUGGACGCGGCUGAAGCUGUCAUGAACGCAUGA
Clonostachys solani is the source of this 348-nucleotide messenger RNA. Lineage: Eukaryota; Fungi; Ascomycota; Sordariomycetes; Hypocreales; Bionectriaceae. The record is from the annotation of a GenBank genome assembly.